Molecule: messenger RNA, 3936 nt
Organism: Acinonyx jubatus (cheetah)
Lineage: Eukaryota; Metazoa; Chordata; Mammalia; Carnivora; Felidae
Product: olfactory receptor 52N1
Exons: 1
Coding region: 2869-3831 (320 amino acids)
Biological process (GO): G protein-coupled receptor signaling pathway
Cellular component (GO): membrane
Molecular function (GO): G protein-coupled receptor activity; olfactory receptor activity
Source: RefSeq, a predicted model, not a curated record
CUAAAGUGUAUUAUUAAAAUUAGUCAGAGAAAGACAAAUAUCAUAUGACUUCAUUCAUAUAUGGAAUUUAAGAUACAAAACAUGAACAUAAGUUAAGGGAAGCAAAAUAAUAUAAAAACAAGGAGGGGUACAAAACAUAAGAGACUCUUAAAUAUAGAGAAUAAACAGGGUUGCUGGGUGGGGGGGUUGGGCUAUAUGGGCAAGAAGCAUUAAUUAGGGCACUUGUUGAGAUAACCACUGGUUGUUAUAUGUAGGCGGUGAAUCAUUGUAUUCUACUCCUGAAAUCAUUAUUGUACUAUUUGCUAACUAACUUGGAUGUGAAUUUAAAAAAUAAUAAUAACUAAAAAGAGAUGCUAUAUAGUCCAAAAUAAUCCAUAUAAAAUGUUAAAAAUAAUGGGUAAAUUUAUGAAGAACAUUAAAUACAAGAUUACACAUAAAGCUCAUUUUUUUACAAAGCUUAUGUAAUUUUUAUUCCCAAUUUUUUCACCACCAAUUUUGUACAUGACAUUGUGCUAAGUUUUGGAAAAGAUAUAAGAUAGGUCUGUCUUACAAAAGGAAUUAAUUCUGAAAGUCUACACCAUUUCAGAUCUACUAUGCUAUGUUGUACCUAUAAAAAAUAUGCCUUCAAGAGUCCUAAGCUAUAAUUUGGGACAAAAUAAUUCCUAAGACAAUUCCCAAUGGCUAAGCUAGGUUCCUUGGGACCCAGAUAUAUCCGAUUCCUAAUUAUCUUUUUUUUCUUAUUAUAAAAACACACAUGGGAAAUAAAUUCUCCUCUGAGACUGUAGUAGAAAUAAAUGGGGGCAAUUAAGUUUUUCCAGCUCCAAAAUUUAGAAUAUAUCACACACACACAUACAUGCAUGCACGAGCAUACGCACAUGCGCCCAAACACAGACACAGAAUAGAAAAGUUCCCACCUCCACCUGCCACUUUAUGGUGUCAAUAUAGGUAUUAGAUUUGUCUUGCAGGACCAAAAUCAUCACAUAGAAAUGAAUAUGACUUGAUCUGUGGAUAUGUCUUCAGUGUCUCGAAGAACUCCAGUAGCUUUCAGGGUGAGCAGAUUUCUGAAUUUGGGGUGCAUUCUUAUUAAAGGGGUGGGUGCUAAUUAUGAUAGCUGACCCAGGAGGAGGCAUAAGAGAGUUUCCAUAUAGGGUUAUUCUCCUGACCUUUGAAAAGCCACAGUGUACCCCACUAUAAGGCAGAUUUUACAUACUGGCUUAUUUGCUCCAUUUUCACUUUGGAUAAAAACACUAAUGUUUCAGCGACUGAAAUACAAUCCAUAUGGGGAGUAUUCUAAAGAGAAGUAAUCAGUCCCACUGGCUGUUCAAGAUAGAAUUAGCAUUUCCAAAAGAAAAUGAUUUACACUGCCAUGGGAGAAAACAAAAGAGUGAUGACAGCCUUAUUCCGUAGUUUUCUGUUUCUCGUCUACUGUUCCUUUUAGAAAAUUGCUUACAGUUCAUCUCAUAGUUAUAAUCGUUGAAUUAUUUCACAGUUCAAAGAGCUCCUAGAUUUCAUAUACUCAGCCUUAAUCUUUUAAAAAAUAAAGAUAAAAUAUUUUAUAAAAGACAUAUGAGGAGAGAAGAGUCAAGUUUAUACAAUCUUAGAUUUCCAACAGACACAUCUCUGAGGUGGCAGGGAGGUCACCUCUCAUUUGUCCAGGAAGUACUAUAAAUUUUAACAUUGAUAUUUUUUAUCCAAAGAGAUGGUUUUCCCUUCAACAGUCCCUCUAUAGGACCAUCUCCUGUAUUUUACUACUUGUAGUUUUUCCCCUAAAUUAGCACAUUCCAGCCCAACAUAGCCCUCUUUUCCAGACUUCCACAUCUUAUUUGCAUCCAUCAUAUGCUCAUAACUUUGUUCUUAUCUCCUCACAAUCUACUAUCACACCAAAUAUUCUCCUUUUUACUCUUCAUAAAUGUUUUCUCAUUCCUUAUUCUCCCACGGCUUCCUUUUCUAUGGGCUUUAAAAAAUGUGUGGAACAUCUCCUGUAUACUAGAAUAAAUUAGUUUUGGAGACGAUGUAGGCUGAGAAAUAUUUGAUUCUAUGGCUCCCUGAAAUUGUGGUUUAGAAAGAAAAUAAAGUGCUGUUCUAAAGGAAAUGUCAAUUGUUUUAGUUUCAGAUGAUGAGUAUCUCCAUUCACCCUAGGGUCCACUGGAAGAGACUGUAGCCUUAGCACAUUAAUGUCUCAUAAGUUACUGCAUUCCCAGUGAUACUUCACCCACUAUUUAUGACGUUAGUGAUCCAAAAGCAGAAAUAGGUGGCCAUUUGAUGAUAUUAGGAAGGGGAUUACUAUGUUUUUUACCUUUAAUAUUAUGAUUCUAGUUUUCCGAAUUUAAGUUUCCUCCAAACAAAAAGGGGGCGGGUGUUGGACUAAAAUUAGCCCACUAAAAUCAUUGUCAGGGUGUUCACCAGUUAAGACUGAUUACCUUAAAGGUGAGUCCACAAGAACCUUUGAAAAUUAUUAACAUUUAAAAAUGGAAUAGGUAUAUCUGACUAAGAUAAUGAGCCCUUAGAACAUGUCAAAUAUUUCUUCAAUCCUUGAUCAUCCAGUUAGUCACUUAGUGGCCAACUCACCCUGGAGAAUGGACUAUAAAUUAUGAUAACCAAAAACCCUGGACACAUCCAGAUUCAGCACAUCCACUAAAUUCAGUCAGUUCAUCUUCCCAAUAUCUAAUGUGUAAGUAAUGGACCCAAACAGUGUAUAUGUCACAAAGUCAACAUAAAAGAUCAUAUUUAGUGACUGACCUUCAAGAAAGACAAAUUAGCAUUUAUGAAGAAGAAAAUCCUGCUGGUGAGUUACUCUCUGGACCUUUCUUUUUUCCUGCUUACAGAGCAAUUCUGUAACUUCUGUACCAUGAACUUCCAACAGAUGUUAUGUCAUUCCUAAAUGACACCAGCCUAACUCCAGUUUCAUUCAUCCUAAAUGGCAUCCCCGGGCUGGAAGAAGUACAUUUGUGGAUCUCCUUCCCCCUGUGUACCAUGUACAGCAUUGCCAUCACAGGAAACUUUGGUCUUAUAUACCUCAUUUACUCUGAAGAAGCCCUACACAGACCUAUGUACAUUUUCCUAGCCCUUCUAUCCUUCACAGAUGUGCUCAUGUGCACCAGCACUCUUCCCAACACCCUCUGCAUAUUGUGGUUCAACCUCAAGGAGAUUGAUUUCAAGGCUUGUCUGGCCCAGAUGUUCUUUGUGCACACUUUCACAGGAAUGGAGUCUGGGGUGCUCAUGCUCAUGGCCCUGGACCGCUAUGUGGCCAUCUGCUAUCCCCUGCGCUAUGCUACUAUCCUCACAAAUUCAGUCAUUUCCAAGGCUGGACUCCUCACUUUUCUUAGAGGUGUAAUACUUGUUAUCCCUUUCACUUUCCUCACCAAGCACCUGCCAUACUGCAGGGGCAAUGUCAUACCUCACACCUACUGUGACCACAUGUCUGUGGCCAAGAUAUCCUGUGGCAAUGUUAGGAUCAAUGCCAUAUAUGGUUUAAUGGUUGCCCUCCUGAUUGGGGGCUUUGACAUCCUGUGCAUCACAAUCUCCUACACUAUGAUCCUCCGGGCAGUUGUGAGUCUAUCAUCAGCAGAUGCCCGGCAGAAGGCCUUUAGCACAUGCACUGCUCACAUCUGUGCCAUUGUCAUCACCUAUGUCCCAGCCUUCUUCACCUUCUUUACUCACCGGUUUGGGGGACACACCAUUCCUCCACAUAUACACAUUAUUAUGGCUAAUCUCUACCUGCUCAUGCCUCCCACAAUGAACCCUAUUGUGUAUGGGGUGAAAACCAAGCAGAUACGAGAAAUUGUUAUUAGAUUCUUAUUUAAGGAAAAGGACAAUUCUCACAACAUUUAAGUAGAGUCUUCUUAGAAGUUAGAAUUCUCUUAUCCAGGUUGAGAUAACCAAGUCUGUAGGGAACUCUACAAAUGAAAGCAGUUAUCUGGCCACAGGAAAUACUUU